Molecule: messenger RNA, 933 nt
Organism: Caenorhabditis angaria
Lineage: Eukaryota; Metazoa; Nematoda; Chromadorea; Rhabditida; Rhabditidae
Source: the annotation of a GenBank genome assembly
AUGUUGAGAUGGUUAUUCAAAUCUUCAACUGAUAAAUCAUUCGAUGAUAUUAUGCCUGAAGAGACGCAAAGUGCAAGAGAUGAUGAUCGAAAGAAUUUGGAUUGUACUGAAGAUUUUUUGUUUUUGGAAUUGGUUGUCGCUGAAGUUGAAAUGGCUGUGGUAGAAUUCGAAAUUGAACAGGUUCGUGGGUGGAAAAAACUAAAGAAAUUAUGAAAUUUUAGAAGGAAAUCGAAUAUUUUACAAAAAAUUUGAGAAUUUUCGAUAUUUUUACCUUUUGAAAAAUUAUCCGAUUGUUUUUACACCAAAACUUAAUGCUCAUCCAAUUUUUUUUCAAAAUCCUAAUCCAAUUUUUUCCAGGAUCUAAUAGAAGAAGCGGCUCGUAAAACUCGAAAAGGUCCCGAUUAUUCCUGGCUCGCCGACAAAUCUCAAAAACCCAAAAAAUAUUUGUCAAGCAAGGAAAAAAAUCGCAUCGAAAACGCUUGUGAUCGACUGAAACCAUGUGAAUGGAGUAAAACUAUCGAAAAUUGGAAGAAAACUAUCAAGGUUAGAUAUUUCAUUUCAAAUUUUCAAGAAUAUGAGUCAAUUAUUUUAUUUUUGUUGGCUUCUUGACAAGUCUAAUCUCUCUAUCCGCCACAAAUCCAAAAACUAAUCCGAUUUUAAGAAAGAUUAGAAAAAACACGGAAAAAUGAAAAAAAAACAGAUAAAAAAUAUUAAAUUAAUUUUCAGAAUGCUUCAAGUCGCGAUAAUAUUAUUGACCAAUUUAUUCAUUCAACUCAUGAAACACUUCAAACUCGAAAACAUGAUCCAACAAUUUCCGAAGUUUUGAAAAAUUAUGCAACUGGGAAAUCGAUGAGUUCAGUGAAACCGGGUGGAAAUGAAUCACCAAGAAGUAUUGCACAAUUAUCCAUUUUUGAAUUACAACAAAUUGUUUGA